CACUUCCCCAGCAAAAGGGCCCUGAGCGUCUUCACGGAUCAACACCUUCUCUACAAAUCCUCCGAGUGCCAGCAGAUGGCAUCCGAGGACACACACGCGCCUCGAUCGACUGUCAUCCACGAUGGUGCUCCGGCGUAACGAAUCCACCCCUCGAGUCUCGGAGCCCUGGCGGAUGCCCAUGCCAUGGCCCCUUCACUCGCCCCCUCGAACAUAAGGGCUUUUGUCCGCUGGAAGGAACCGAGUGUGUACGCGGGCGAUAGCAUUGAAUGCAUCAUCACGUUCGUGAACGUCGUGCCGGCGUCGGGACAGGCGAGGGAGCAAGAGCAGCAUACUCGAUUUCCCAAUGGCGAUCCGUCGCGCUUGUCGGGCGAGAGCAUCAGGUCGUCUGCUACGCAGCGCACGGAGAGUACUCAAGUGACGGCGCGAGCUUCGGGACAUCGACCUCCUCUGUCGCUCAGUGUUGCGGGCGACUCCUUCGACUCCAAUGCGCCGAGCUCUGCUGCCCGUGGCCAUGGUAGAUCAUUAUCCAUCUUGUCUCUUCGCAGCGAUCAGGGGAAUGAUUCCCGGGUACCACCGCAAGGAGGACCUGCUGCAAAACGACACGAUAAAAGCCAUGCGCGAGGUGCGAGUCUGGCGACGCUUCCUUCAACUGGAACUUCCCCGGGCGGUACAUCUACUCCUGUUGCACCUCGGCAGCCUUCUCCGCUUAACGAGUCUUCAACCUCACCUCUUCGGGAUGAGACCCAAACCGGUCAGUUACCUACACGCCAAACAAAGCGACGACCGGAUGCUGUUUCUUCACACAGUACACCGCACCUGGCUCGAGUGAAUAGCUUGCAGAAAGCUUCGCCCCGCACCGAUUCUCCCCAAGCCUAUGAAGCGCCCGUCUCGCAAGCAAAGACCAAAGAGGGAUCAGCACAGCAAACUCCAAAGGCUUCUCGGAAUCCCUCGGGUGCCACCUCCGGCCAACCUCGCGGGGUCUCUCCCCGUCCUCCGGAAGGUGGUCUAGACCCAGUGACUCGAGUGAUGUCGGAGUCUUCAGCUACUGGAACGCCCCGCACAAGCAGCGACUUCUACUCUGCGAGCAAUCACAGCAACGAGACGGUGACUUCUGAAUUGCCCACGCAAGCGCGGUCGUCACAUCAUCGCUGGACCUCGGAGACCGCGUCGGCACCCGACUUCUCCGUGUCUGCGCGACAGAACAGACGACCUGCAGCUAGACCCGAAACACUCAUGCUGGGCUACGCGCAAACUAUGGGCCACUUUAUACUCGACGGCAGCCUAGUCAAUGCAGCGCCGUUCGAAGAGAUCAAAAGAAAGGGUGUGCAAGGUGGUGGCGGCGUCGUUGGCGUCGACCAAGCCAAAGCUUCUGCCGGCAUGUUUGGCGCGUUCAGCUGGGGCAGCAUCGGCGACUCCCUUGGCGGUCUAUUAGGAGUGGACGAGAAGAGCUCGAUUGCGCAGAUGAAAGCGACGGCUGGGUCGAAGAGUAUCCCGUUACUCUCCACGCCGCAGAAUCUGCUGUUUGUUGACCUCACCUUGGCCCCGGGGGAGAACAAAAGCUUUGCUUAUCGCUUCCCCCUUCCGCGCGGCUUGCCUCCGAGUUACAGAGGCCGGGCAAUCAAGGUUUCCUAUCACCUCUCGCUCGGCGUGCAGAGGCCUGCAGGCCAGACGGUCAAGCACAUCGAACUACCAUUCCGUGUGAUAGGGAGUUACAACGCUCAAGGCGAAUUGCUUGGCCACGAUCUGAUGUCUCCUUACACUCUGCUGCAAGACACUGCCCGGAGCAAGAGCAUCGCGCCUGAUCUCCUACACUCCCUCCAAUUCCCCGAGCUGUUCCGGAGAGACAGCGCCAAAGCCACACCCCAACAAGGCCUAGAAGACUUCCUCCGCUACACAGAAAGACUACUCGAAAAAUCCGAAGACUCGACCAACCCUCUCGCCUCACCCACCUCUCCGGGCCCCCAACGCGGCUUCUCCCGCACCUCGAGCAUCGUCGAACCGCUCCCAGCAUCCACGAAAGAAGCCAUCGACCUCGCCAUCAUGCGCGCCAACCACAUCGAGCGCGUCGCAAAGCAACGCCAAGGCGACGCCAAUCCCAGCGCGAACCGCUUCAACAUCAGUCGCGCCGGCCAGCCCGUCGCCGUGCUCACGAUCCUGCGGCCCGCGUACAGACUCGGCGAAGCGGUCAUUGGCACCAUCGACUUUACCGCCCCUUCGCCAUCAUCCGCCACUACAGCAUCUCCGCACAUCCCCACUUACGCUGUCCUCGUGGAGCUGGAAUCCGCCGAGCAGAUAGACGCCUCCCUGGCUUUGCGCAGCAAGAGCUCCAUCCAUCGCGUCACACGCAAGACGCACGCCGCGGUGCGGGAAAACACGCUUUUCGCGCGCCGCAUCAGUUUCAAUCUAACGAUCCCGCCUACCGCUACGCCAUCAUUCGAUACCACGGGCGUGAGUCUAGUUUGGCGACUGAGGGUGGAGUUUACGGUUCCGCGGCAAGGCCAGCCGCCGCCUGUCAUUGAUAUUGGAGGUGAUGAGGAUGACGAUGAGCCGGAGGCGGGGACGGCGAAGACGGAUGCGGGGGAUUUAUUGGAAGAGAUUGGGAGGGAUGAGCGGGGGGCGACGUUUAUUGCAAAGGAAAGGCUUUGGGCGGAGACGUUUGAGAUUGGUGUUCCGUUGAGGGUGUAUGGCGUGCCGGCUGAGGGGGAGGGAGAAGGGCUCGAGUCUGGGGCCUGGGAGGUGUGAGGUAUUGCGGAGCAGCGAGAGAAAACGGAGAGGCAUGUCAUUCAUUUCAUUCAGCGUCAAUAUGUAAGCUCAUGGAAGCUCAUGGAUCAGCAC
Molecule: messenger RNA, 2835 nt
Organism: Neohortaea acidophila
Lineage: Eukaryota; Fungi; Ascomycota; Dothideomycetes; Mycosphaerellales; Teratosphaeriaceae
Product: Rgp1-domain-containing protein
Exons: 1
Coding region: 184-2742 (852 amino acids)
Biological process (GO): retrograde transport, endosome to Golgi
Cellular component (GO): Golgi membrane; Ric1-Rgp1 guanyl-nucleotide exchange factor complex
Source: RefSeq, a predicted model, not a curated record